Messenger RNA from Trematosphaeria pertusa, 2719 nucleotides. RefSeq names its product HET-domain-containing protein. The record is from RefSeq and is a predicted model, not a curated record. Bases 303 to 2624 code for a protein of 773 amino acids. NCBI's taxonomy places the organism in Eukaryota, Fungi, Ascomycota, Dothideomycetes, Pleosporales, Trematosphaeriaceae. The transcript has 2 exons.
CAACAUCUCCGACCUUGCGAAACUCUGCUCGAUCACUCCUUUCGCCUCACUCUUUAGUUGCCACUAGCGCCGUCUGCCGCUGAUGGCUGGAAGCUGUCCAAUCGUCGGAGAUGCGGCUGAGAGCCCCACUUAGGUCAUCCUCAGGCAGCAGUAGCUAUCGUAUUCGAACCUCAACCCACCCAACCCCUGCGAUACCGGAUAAAAGAAUGAUCAGCUUAAUGAUUCUCGUCCCCUUCGGAUCUACUCGUGCCCCCUAGCAGUCUCCGGUAAUCGAACGUAGCCUCGCGAAGGGUUCUUUGCGGAUGGAACCGUGCAAGCUAUGCAACGACCAGGAAAAGAAGCACGAGGAUGAUGCUCGGCUCGCAUUCGAUUUUACGCCAGAGGACCUUGCCAAAUCGGCGUACGAACGGCCCUGCGAUUCGUGCAUGGUAAUUCUUGAAGGACUGCGUCAGUCCCAGACACGCGAGUGGUCGUUUCAGCGCGAUGUGAGGAGAGUGUAUGCGAGGUGUCAUAGUAAGAGGAGUAAUUACGCAGAGAGCUUAAGCCUAGAGAUUUAUUUCGUUGAUGAUCGACCUAAGCUGGAAUUGGAGUUCUAUAGCUUGCAACCUCAUGCAUGGAAGGCUGUACUUCCACGCCCAUCCAUCAGUGGUCAUCCGCUGUCACCGCGUGCUUUGGCCUGGCUACAGUCGCUUCUGGAUGAAUGCAUGACCAGCCACAAUUCCUGCAAAGACCUCGGUCAGCCUCAACUACCCAAGCGCGUGCUUUCGCUGCAAAGUCACGGCCCCCAUAACAUUUCCAUAAGACUUGUCGAACCGCAAGGGGAAUUUGACUCAUACGCUGCUUUGAGCCACUGUUGGGGUCAUGAACAGCGGUGCACUCUCACGAAGAGCUCGCUCCAGGCCCGCAAGCAAGGAAUUCCUUGGGACACGAUCCCGAAGACGUUCAAGGACGCGAUACGUUUUUGUCUUAUGCUUGGCAUACGGUAUAUAUGGGUUGACAGCCUGUGUAUAAUCCAAGACGAUGAAAAGGACUGGGAGAUCGAAUCCUCCAAGAUGGCCGACAUCUACCAGUUUGCCUAUCUGACCUUGGCAGCGACAGCCUCCCCAGGCGACUCGCAAGGAUGCUACCCAGAGACCUCCGUAUCUGCCGAUGACCUGGAGAUCCAUAUUCCGGAAGAUGUCGGUGCCUGCAGGAUUGCCGUUCGUCGGCCGCUGAAGCAUUGGGACAACCUGAUCCCAAGUCAACUAAAGCAACAGUUUCCUCUACUCUCGCGAGCAUGGGUGUUCCAGGAGCGGAUUCUUUCCCCAAGAGUACUCCACUUCUGCAAAUCCGAGCUCGUCUGGGAGUGCAGACAGCUCAGCGUCUGCGAGUGCGCAGGCCUGGGCCAAGAGAGUAGCCCGGGUGGUCUAUUCUAUAAUACAAUCCGGGAUAGCGGAGAAGAAGGCAGGCAGGAUAACGCUGCUCAACAGGAACGGCUGGAUUUGAUUCUGGCUAUGCAGCUGCAGCAACAGGAGGACGAUUUGGAACUGGCGAUGCGUCUGCAGAACGAGGGAGGCCUUGAAGAGAAUGAGAAUAUGGAGGACGGUUCUUGGGCAUUUAUUUCUCCGCUCGACGGCUUCCCGAACGCUGAUCCUCAUGCUCGCCCUUCGGAUCAACGACACGUCUUUGGUCUUCCUGCGUACGAUGCAGCCGUAUCCAACAUCAUUCAGGCGAAGAACCGUCCGGAACUCAUUCCACAUUUCCAUAGGACGGUGGAACGGUACUCAGCACUGGCCAUCACCAAGAAAAUUGACCGAUUACCAGCGCUCUCCGGAAUUUGCAGACGCAUUCGACACCUUCGCGGCGAGUAUCUUGCAGGCUUAUGGUCGGAUUCGCUCUGUUUCGAUCUGAUGUGGCGCAUCAACACGCUCAGUCUCGACACUUGGAACGGCGGACGCCCACCAGAAUACCGAGGCCCCACAUGGUCGUGGGUCUCCGUCGAAAGCCCGGUGUCGUACUGGGCCGACAUCACAGACUUCAACGACUCCGAUCCGCGCUUUCGACCCCGGAGAGCGGAUGACCGUCUCGGAAUCGGCGAUGACGUCGAGGACUACGUCAAGCCUGUACCAACGAAGCCUCUUGGCCGCAACACAGGCAAGGUGCAAGUCGAGCUCAACCUACCAGGUCACAAUCCGUUCGGCGCGGUAACAUCAGCCGUCCUCACUGCGGAGGCUUCCUGCACCACCGCAAAUCUCUUCUACACCUACGACUCCUACUGGUACGGCCAAACCAACAAGCACGACCCCAUGCGCUACAAACUCAAAGUGCAGACCUCCGACGCCCGCCGCCCUUCGUUGGACACCCGCGCAGACACGGUCGAGAUCCCGUUCUUCGCCGACUACGCUUUGGGCAUCGACGGGCCGCAUAAAGUCGCGGAAGGCGAAAUGGUAACGCUCCUGCUAGUCCAUCCUAAAGUCAGUCUUGUGCUGCGGAGGAAGUUCGAUGAGGGGAGGGCCAUUACGGUGCACGGCGGAGAACAGGCGUGGGAGAGGAUUGGUAUUGCGCGUAUUAGUGAGAAUUUGUUGAAUUACUAUCGCGUGGAUUGGAUGAGGGCGAGUGAGGUGAAGCGGUUUAAGAUUGUGUGAGGAGUGGUGCUUUCUCAAACACGUUAGAGAAACCUUUCAAGGACUGCACUACGUCCUUCCACCUCCGGUGGCACAGCGCCGAUUAAGGUUGGCUC